GAAAAAAUGACGGCUAGAUUGGAUACGUGUUCGUGUGGUUUAUGAUAUUUACGACAAAAAGUAUUAACUUAGUACAAACAUUAGUUACGACUCUAUAUAAUAGAUAUCAGACUUUUUUGAAUAAGUGAAUUAUAGGAUUAGACAUUUUUUCUCAUGUUUAAAAAAAAUUGAACUGACGGCAACGUAGUUAUUCCACCAUGGAGGACGCUCACUCGAAAUCCGUGGAAGAAGUUUUAGGCUAUUUUGGCACAGACCCAGACAAAGGCCUUACUCCAGAUCAAAUCAAAAGGAAUCAAGAGAAAUAUGGGCCAAAUGAACUGCCAACGGAAGAAGGCAAAAGUAUAUGGCAGUUAGUACUGGAACAAUUCGAUGACCUCUUAGUAAAGAUUUUGCUGUUAGCCGCUAUUAUUUCUUUCGUUUUAGCUUUAUUUGAAGAACAUGAAGACGCUUUCUCAGCGUUCGUAGAACCCUUUGUUAUUUUACUAAUUCUUAUUGCUAACGCUGUUGUAGGAGUAUGGCAGGAAAGAAACGCCGAAUCCGCCAUCGAAGCUUUAAAAGAAUACGAACCCGAAAUGGGUAAAGUAAUAAGAGGAGAUAAAUCCGGCGUACAAAAAGUUAGAGCGAAAGAAAUCGUUCCCGGGGACGUCGUGGAGGUGUCCGUCGGAGACAAAAUUCCCGCCGAUAUCCGCCUAAUCAAAAUUUUCUCGACCACCAUCCGUAUUGACCAGUCCAUCCUGACUGGUGAGUCUGUGUCUGUUAUAAAGCACACAGACGCCAUCCCUGACCCCCGCGCUGUGAACCAAGACAAGAAAAAUAUCCUUUUCUCUGGUACUAAUGUUGCUGCUGGUAAAGCCCGUGGUAUCGUUAUCGGCACCGGCCUCAACACUGCCAUUGGUAAAAUCCGUACCGAAAUGUCUGAGACUGAGGAGAUUAAGACACCCUUGCAACAAAAACUCGAUGAGUUCGGUGAGCAACUGUCUAAAGUUAUCUCCGUUAUCUGCGUUGCCGUAUGGGCUAUCAACAUUGGGCACUUCAACGACCCCGCCCACGGAGGAAGCUGGAUCAAAGGCGCCGUAUAUUACUUCAAAAUCGCCGUCGCUUUGGCCGUCGCCGCCAUUCCUGAAGGUCUGCCGGCUGUCAUCACUACCUGUCUCGCUUUGGGCACCAGGAGAAUGGCCAAGAAGAACGCUAUUGUCAGAUCUCUGCCUUCAGUAGAAACCCUCGGUUGCACAUCCGUCAUCUGCUCCGAUAAGACUGGUACACUCACCACUAACCAGAUGUCUGUAUCUCGUAUGUUCAUCUUCGAAAAGAUUGAAGGUGGCGACAGCAGCUUCCUUGAAUUCGAAAUCACCGGUUCCACAUACGAACCCAUCGGAGACGUUUACCUGAAAGGACAAAAAGUUAAGGCCUCUGAAUUUGACGCUCUCCAAGAAUUAGGCACCAUUUGCAUCAUGUGCAAUGACUCCGCUAUCGACUUUAACGAAUUCAAACAGGCUUUUGAGAAAGUCGGUGAGGCCACUGAGACUGCCCUUAUCGUACUCGCUGAGAAGAUGAACCCCUUCAACGUCCCCAAGACUGGUCUCGACCGCCGCUCGUCUGCCAUCGUCGUACGUCAAGAAAUUGAAACUAAAUGGAAGAAAGAGUUCACCCUCGAGUUCUCUCGUGACAGGAAAUCGAUGUCCUCCUAUUGCACACCUCUCAAGCCCUCCCGUCUCGGUACUGGACCCAAACUGUUCGUCAAGGGUGCCCCCGAAGGCGUAUUAGAACGUUGCAGCCACGCUCGCGUCGGAACAACCAAAGUCCCUCUCAGCUCUUCCCUCAAGAACCGGAUCCUGGAUCUCACUCGCCAAUAUGGUACCGGUCGCGACACCCUGCGUUGCUUGGCCCUGGCUACCGCUGACAACCCAAUGAAACCUGAUGAAAUGGACCUCGGAGAUUCAUCCAAAUUCUACACUUAUGAAGUCAACCUUACCUUCGUCGGUGUUGUGGGCAUGUUGGACCCUCCCCGCAAGGAAGUUUUCGACUCCAUUGUUCGUUGCCGCGCUGCUGGUAUCCGCGUAAUUGUCAUCACUGGCGACAACAAGGCUACCGCUGAAGCUAUCUGCAGGCGUAUCGGCGUGUUCGGCGAAGAUGAGGACACGACCAACAAAUCGUACUCCGGUCGCGAGUUCGACGACUUACCCGUGUCGGAGCAACGCGCCGCCUGCGCUAGGGCCCGCCUGUUUUCCCGCGUGGAGCCCGCGCACAAGUCCAAGAUCGUUGAAUUCCUGCAAAGCAUGAACGAGAUCUCCGCUAUGACUGGUGACGGUGUGAAUGACGCGCCCGCCCUGAAGAAGGCCGAGAUCGGUAUCGCCAUGGGAUCCGGCACCGCCGUCGCUAAGUCCGCCGCCGAGAUGGUGCUCGCUGACGACAACUUCUCAUCCAUUGUCGCCGCCGUCGAGGAAGGUCGCGCCAUCUACAACAACAUGAAGCAGUUCAUCCGCUACCUGAUCUCUUCGAACAUCGGUGAAGUGGUCUCCAUCUUCUUGACCGCUGCUCUGGGUCUUCCCGAAGCCCUGAUCCCCGUGCAACUGCUGUGGGUCAACCUGGUCACUGACGGUCUGCCUGCCACCGCCCUCGGCUUCAACCCCCCUGAUCUCGACAUCAUGGACAAACCACCUCGCAAGGCUGACGAAGGCCUUAUCUCUGGAUGGCUGUUCUUCAGGUACAUGGCUAUCGGUGGAUACGUAGGCGCCGCGACAGUGGGCGCUGCAUCGUGGUGGUUCAUGUAUUCUCCGUAUGGGCCACAGAUGACGUACUGGCAACUCACGCACCACCUGCAAUGCCUCGGGGGCGGUGACGAGUUCAAGGUGAGUACGGUGUUAAUGUCCAUGCGUAGGGUAACCAUUGAGGAAUUUCAAAAGUCCUGACAAAAAUCCUGAAUUUUUAGUCACAAAAUGGUACCAUUCCUCACUUACUUACAAUGGUAUGGUAUUUAAAUCAAUAUUUACUUUUAUUAUUUAUAUUCAAUGUAAUUUAAAAAUUCGGACAAAGUCCGGGGACUUGUCCGGACUAAUCCGGACGGAUGGUAACCCUAUCCAUACGUUACGAACUCACGAAAAGCUUUUAUACUAUGUCAUGUUUACUUUUUCCUUAGUUUUGAAGGGGAAAGUGAACGAGGAGAUGAAAUAAGUAGUCAAUAAGUCUUUGUCUUUCAUUAAGUUACUAAGCGUCCAAAUUCCACUGCCCAUUAAUUUUAUGAAUAUUAAAGUUUGUCACUCAAUCUUACUCAGUGGACUGCUAGAAAUGUAGGGGCGUCGAUUGCAAGAUCUUCACCGACCCUCACCCUAUGACGAUGGCGCUGUCCGUACUCGUAACCAUCGAGAUGUUGAACGCCAUGAACAGCUUGUCGGAGAACCAGUCCCUCGUGUCUAUGCCGCCCUGGUGCAACAUGUGGCUCAUCGGCUCCAUGGCGCUCUCUUUCACGCUGCACUUCGUCAUUCUAUACGUCGAGGUUCUCUCGGCCGUGUUCCAAGUGACGCCGCUGUCCGUUGACGAAUGGGUAACCGUGAUGAAGUUCUCCAUCCCGGUGGUACUGCUCGACGAGGUGCUCAAGUUCGUCGCGCGCAAGAUCUCCGACGGUGAGCGGCACUACCUCGACGGCAUGCAAUGGAUUGUGCUCAUGUGGGCCGUAUUUUUCGGCCUUAUCAUCUACGGACCCCUCUAAACGAGGCCCAGUGCUCACCCCAGUUUGUUCCCGUAACAGGGAUGGUGACGGGGUUCAUUUGAUUAGCGAAAUUUACUUUUCGGACUUUAGGAGAUUAUUUUAAAAAUAAUGGACACUUUUUUUAUUUUUUGCUCAUGGCAAUCUAAUAAUCUUUAAAAUGACAAAGUGAAGCGCGUCAAAGUUUGUUAGUGCGGACUCAUAACGUACGACUUCUAAGUAAAAAAAAAUACCAACACGUUAUGUCGACAGCGACAUUUUAAAUCAAUAUAUCUUUGAAAUGUUUUGAUUGUGUGAAUAAAGAAAGAAUACGUGUCCAUUACUUUUCGAUAAUCUACCUGAUAAACGAAGAAAAAAAACAGUCAUCAUCCCUUUACCUGACCCCCCCAUUUAAAGAAUCUCGCCUUACCCACGUUUAGUUGUGAAAGAGAAUAAAGCGUGGGUAGUGCAGAUUCCGCCGUGGAAAAAUUAAGGACUUUGAGCAUCGGCUCACCACGGCCCCCUAACGGAAUGCUAAUCACGGUGUGAAGUGACUCUCAUAGUGCACGGUGAUGGACGAGCCACGGUACUUCCCCGACCCCGCUUCGUGUGAUACCGUAUUUUAAUAUUUUUUAUCUAAUUUGGUUUCACGUGCGAGACAAUAAUAAUGAAUGUGAGCUCGUUUCUUUAGAAAUGUUUUUUGACGAGGACGAAUGGUCUCCUUCUUAUAGUGUUUCUCUCGUGUUUCUCAUUGAUUACUAGCUAGAAAUGAAGCGGCUGUGAAGACCUUCAUUGUAUAGUGCUAACCUGUAACACCAAAAAUUGGUUUUAAUACAAAAUUUUUAUAAUGGGUAACUUUAAAAAAUAGUUAUACAAUUACUGUGUAAUAUUCGUUUACGAGUGAUUUUUAUAGAUUUUGUAUAAAUAUGGAUAGUGCUCCGAGCUCCAUUUUCACAAAUAAUGUUUUUGGUGGACUCGCACACGGCUCAGUACCUUGUCCCUUGUGGACAGCAGACAUAAAAUUUACUAUUAUAGUAAUGUGCAUUGUUAGUGCUUAGUGUAAUUUAUUGUAAGUAUAUUGUUAGGGAAACGGUUACGAUUAUUUUGCUCUGCAAACUUCUGAGUAGGAAAAUAAUACCGCUCUGUCCUUUCACCUGUGACCGCUUGUUAACAUUCCUCUUUGCAUUUCAAUUUCUACCUGACAACAGCACUGUAUGUUACCAACCUGCUCUUUUUCUAGCCUAACAUAUUAUAUUUUCAUGCUAUAUUAACAAACAGGAAUGUAUGAUCUUUAAUUAUAUUUGUGAUAAAAUUUUAUUACACAACGAAAGCUUAUUCUUUUAGACA
Molecule: messenger RNA, 5029 nt
Organism: Chilo suppressalis (striped riceborer)
Lineage: Eukaryota; Metazoa; Arthropoda; Insecta; Lepidoptera; Crambidae
Source: the annotation of a GenBank genome assembly